Molecule: messenger RNA, 1618 nt
Organism: Ochotona princeps (American pika)
Lineage: Eukaryota; Metazoa; Chordata; Mammalia; Lagomorpha; Ochotonidae
Gene: NUP43
Product: nucleoporin 43
Exons: 8
Coding region: 364-1509 (381 amino acids)
Cellular component (GO): nuclear pore outer ring
Molecular function (GO): protein binding
Source: RefSeq, a predicted model, not a curated record
UCUUGGUGGGAAGGUGGUUUCAAAUGCAAUGAUUCUGUUUCAUAAGCUCUUUAAGUUUCACAUUGCACAGUGCACAAGCACGUUGUCUCGGUGUUUCUGUGCUGAGGUUGCAUGUCAGGAGCAGGUCCCACUGCACACAAGCCGAGUAGUGCUUGGUCGAGUUCACAGCCACCUCUGCCAUCCCGGAUCGCUCAGGCUCCGGUGCUCGGCGUUGUCAGCACAGCCGGCCGAUGAGGAUUGGCUCAGUGCAGCCACCGUCGCCCUGGCGUGGCCCGACCCAAUCAGAGCUCCGCGGGAAGGGGCGGGGCGGGCCCGCGAGGCGCGCGUUGUGCCGGAGAAGUAUCCGCCGCGGUCCCUUUAGGCAUGGAGGAGCUCUUGUAUGCCAAGUUCGUCUCUCAGAAAAUCAGCAAAACCCGCUGGCGGCCGGUGCCCCCGGGGAGCCUGCAGAUCGCCGAGACCUUCGCCACGGGCUCCUGGGACAAUGAGGAAAAUCAUGUUUCCCUGUGGUCUGUCGGGGAUUUCGGAAACUCGGACUGCGAUGGAGGCUUAGAAGGAGACCAUCGCUUGCUGUGCAAUAUCAGACACCACGGCGAUGUCAUGGACUUACAGUUUUUUGACCAGGAAAGAAUUGUAGCUGCUUCAUCAACAGGAUCUGUAACAAUUUUCCUAUACCAUCCAAAUAACCAGACGCUGUCAGUCAGCCAGCAGUGGAACGCAGCUCACUUUCACACAGGUCCCGGCAGUCCCUCCUAUAGCAGUGCGCCGUGUACAGGAAUUGUGUGUGACAACCCAGAAAUCGUUACGGUUGGAGAAGACGGUCGAAUCAAUCUCUUCAGAGCUGAUCAUAAGGAAGCUGUAAGAACCAUAAACAACGCAGAUAGCAGCACACUCCGUGCUGUAACCUUCCUUCGCACUCCUGAGAUUCUCACGGUAAAUUCAAUUGGACAGUUAAAAAUCUGGGAUUUCAGACAACAAGGAAAUGAGCCCUCGCAGAUAUUAUCACUGACCGGAGACCGAGUGCCGCUGCACUGCGUUGACAGACAUCCCAACCAGCAGCACAUUGUCGCUACCGGAGGCCAGGACGGGAUGCUGAGUGUCUGGGAUGUAAGGCAGGGUACUAUGCCCGUGUCUCUGCUGAAGGCUCAUGAGGCCGAGAUGUGGGAAGUGCGCUUCCACCCUUCCAAUCCCGAUCAUCUCUUCACGUGUUCUGAAGACGGAUCCCUCUGGCACUGGGAUGCCUCCGCCAACGUCCCUGAGAAGUCCUCACUCUUUCAUCAAGGAGGAAGAAGCAGCACGUUUCUGUCUCAUAGCAUUAACCACCAGGUCAAUGCUCACCAGUCUCUAAUCAGUUCUUGGCUUAGCACUGACCCUGCGAAAGACCGCAUUGAAAUCACCAGCUUGCUUCCCAGCAGGACUCUGUCUGUGAACAGUCUGGAUGUCCUAGGUCCUUGCCUUGUUUGUGGAACUGAUGCAGAAGCAAUUUAUGUUACUAGACAACUUUUUUCAUGAACGUAUGGAGGUAAAAUGUACAGACAGCCUUGUUAAUCCCAAACUGUGUGCAAAUUUUAUUAGAAAAUAUGAGAUUUUCAGAAUGUCAAUAAACUGUGGUUGAUAUUGA